Messenger RNA from Pseudomyrmex gracilis, 2387 nucleotides. Its product is annotated as potassium channel subfamily K member 13-like. The transcript is spliced from 5 exons. Gene Ontology annotation, cellular component: membrane. The record is from RefSeq and is a predicted model, not a curated record. NCBI's taxonomy places the organism in Eukaryota, Metazoa, Arthropoda, Insecta, Hymenoptera, Formicidae. Gene Ontology annotation, biological process: stabilization of membrane potential; potassium ion transmembrane transport. Bases 1 to 1293 code for a protein of 430 amino acids. Gene Ontology annotation, molecular function: potassium ion leak channel activity.
AUGUGCUUGUGCGGAGGCCUCGCGGACGACAACGCCAGGAUUAUCUUCCUCGCCGUUGUCCUGGCAGCUUACAUGCUCGCAGGCGCGGCCCUCUUCCAGAGGCUAGAGAGCGAUCUUGAGAUACGACAGGCCGCGGAAUUCUGGCGAGUAUAUCACGCGUUUCGAAGGCAUCAUCUGCGCGGCAGUCCGUUGGCUCUGCAGAGGUUGCACGAGCUGCUCUACGCGUACGGCAACGCUUCCGCAACCGGCAUCAUCAACAAGAGACGCCGCUGGGACUUUUCCGGUAGCUUUCACUUUGUGGGCACCAUAGUUACUACGAUCGGAUACGGAAGCACCGCGCCUCAAACGACCGCGGGCAAAGCGGCCGUUGUUCUCUACGGCUUCUUCGGUUGUUCCGGUGGCAUCCUGUUCUUCAAUCUCUUCCUCGAGAGAAUUAUCACUCUUCUGGCAUGGGUUUUGCGCAACUGGCACGUAUAUCGUCUGAGAAGGCGUCUUCGCAGGUCGACGUUGGUGUCACGCCGAGUUUCCAAGUCGUCGAACGCCCAACAUCCGUCCUUGCCUGAUAUCCUCGAUGACGACGAUCAUAUGGACCUGGACCAAUGGAAACCUAGCGUGUAUUGGGUCAUGCUCUACUUGUCCACGACAUCCUGCAUCAUUGCCUGUUGCGCCGCCGCGCUUUACGCGUCACUGGAAGGCUGGGAUUACUUUGACGGAUUGUACUUCGCAUUCGUCAGCUUCACCACCAUCGGCUUCGGUGACUUCGUCAGCACGGAGAAACCGAGCUAUCCCCACGUACAUUGGUACAGAUUCGCAAACUUCGUCUUCCUGGUGAUGGGAUGUUGCUGCAUAUACUCGUUGAUGAACGUCACAUCAAUCGUGAUAAAGCAGGGCCUCAAUUACGUGAUACACAAGCUGCAAUACGGCAAGCGGGACGUGGCGGCGCCGUACUUGCCAAGAAAACAGUCCUCGGUGUCGACAAUAUACUACUCGAAAAGAAGACCGACGCGUCUCGUCGGCAAGGACUCGAUCAGGGCGGAGGACAGCUCGGAGACGCCGCGCAGAAUGUCCGGCGAGAUGAUCUGCAUGAAGGACCUUCUCUCCACCAACAAGGUCUCUCUGGCUGUGAUGCAGAAGCAGCUGUACGACGCCGCGCAACGGGGCGGAGGCGCACUCGGGGCCACGCCGAAUCAUCAGGUGUUGAAGCCCGGAGCGGUGGGUCCGCUCGCGAUCGCCAGCGAAAAGUUCGAAAGCAAAAGCGCGAUAAACAGACAAAAGAGUCACGAGACUAAGUAGAAGCUACGAGAAAAAAAUUUAUACACUUAUGAUAGUCACGUGUCAGUAUUAUUAAGUAUAUUUUUUAUGUCGUUGUGUUUUGUGUUUUUACGGGCACUUACCCACAAAGGAAGUAGUGAGGAUGAUUACCGCGUGCCGAUUAUAAUCGUAUUGAAACAUAGCGAAAUUGAAAAAAAAAUCAACGCAAUUGUAUGUGGCGUAUACAAGCGGUACAUGCGCAAGCAGUUGAAUUAAAAAAAGAAUUUCCUUGAGAAAUUGGGUUGGCGAUGGUGUUGUUGAGAUUUCGCCCUGUAAACUGUGUGCCGUGCCGCACACAGUUAAAUGAAAGACAAGACACAAGCAUCCGUACCGUUCAAUCGAGAAUAACUUUAUUUUUAAGUCUUCUUUUAUAGUACAGUCCUCCACGUACUCAACGACAUCGACAAACAUGCAGUUUUUUUCUGUCUUCGCAAUUGCGACAAUGUUAUAUUAUUACCGUGUGUAUUUACCGUGUGUAAAAUAAAAUUCAAAUCGUCGUCGUUUCGUCGAAAAAUUUUUCCGAGUGUGAAAAUCGUUCGUGUGCGUUUUUAUUUAUUUAUUUAUUUAUUUUAUUUUAUUUUAUUUAUUUACGACAUACACACAGACACACACACCGAUCAGGGACUAUAGGGAGAGGAAUUCGUAUCCGAACUUAGACGUUGCGGAAAUGCACAAUCUUUGGGACAAUCGUUGCGAGAACUCGCGUUGUAACGUGUUUAAUCAGACGUGUGCUUGUAACGUGUGUAAUCAGACGUGUGUAAUCGUUUAAGACGCGCGGUUGGUGUUUUGGUGUAACAACACACACAGGCUUAAAAUACACGUACGUUGCUCCUUCGUCGCUCGUGAAAUCGCGGGGGAAAGGGGGCAAGUCCCCCCCUGGUAAGUCUACGUAAAAACUACUAAAGUGCGUCGAUUUCGAUCCCGGAUAUACUGUUUCGAGGGCCGACGAUUUGAAGAGUGGGUUUUCUCAACUAGAUGGGAAACUGGGCGAUUGCGAAACGAUUACUCGAAAAACAGUGUGUGGGUAUACAUUUCCGUCGGAGAUCCUAAGGAUACGCUCGUUUUUUUUUUUUUUU